CCAAAUAAGAUUUUCAGAUGCCCAAUUAUAAAGAUAAAUUAGACCAAUCAGCAUCACUCAUUGAACAUCACGCGUAAGUACAAUAGUGACAGCCAAUUACUUGUAAUGUUAUUUAAUAGUAUUUAGAUAGAUUGAUGAAUAGAAAAAAAAAAGAUGGAGAAUUCUUUUAGUUCAGAAUAUUGUGAUGUGAAUGAUUUUUUAGUUCAAAAUUACUUACCUCAAUGCUCUCACGAGGGAAGAGAAAGUGCUUCUAGGAGUCACAGUGAAGCUGAAAAAAGACGCAGAGACAGAAUUAAUGCACAGCUUUCUACUCUCAGAAAACUCAUUCCUACUUGGGAAAAGAUGGAUAAAGCAGCUCUACUAGGAAGUGUAGUUGAUCAUGUUAAAGAUCUGAAAGACAAAACAGCAGAAAUCAGCAACGUUUUAAACACUCCAACUGAUACCGAUGAAGUAAGCAUUGAGCAUUUAAAUGAAGAAGAAGAUAACAAAGGAUGCCUUAUUAAGGCCUCUUUUUGUUGCGAUGAUCGACCUGAAUUAUUCUCAGAGUUGCAACGGGGAAUUAAGAAUCUGCAGUUAAGAAUGAUGGAGGCUGAUAUAACUAGUUUGGGUGGCAGAAUUAAAUGUGUUUUUAUGCUCUCUCCAAAUGACAAUUAUGUUUGCAUCAAUUCUCUCGAAAAAUCACUAAAAGCUGUCCUCUCUAGAAUUGCUAUAUCUCCUUCCACAUCAAAUUACAGAAUUAAAAGCAAGAGGCAGAGGUUCUUCUUGCCUCCUCAAUUUUCUUAAUUCAAAUUUUGUUUUCACAUGUCAUUUGAUUUUUCCAUUUCAUAUAUAGACAUGAAGUCUCCACAAUUUGUAAAAAUUACCUCAACUUAUACACAUUUUUUCUCAAA
Solanum lycopersicum (tomato) is the source of this 890-nucleotide messenger RNA. Its product is annotated as transcription factor bHLH51. NCBI's taxonomy places the organism in Eukaryota, Viridiplantae, Streptophyta, Magnoliopsida, Solanales, Solanaceae. Gene Ontology annotation, molecular function: DNA-binding transcription factor activity; protein dimerization activity. The record is from RefSeq and is a predicted model, not a curated record. Gene Ontology annotation, biological process: regulation of DNA-templated transcription.